AUGAACAAUUUAGUGCUGUCGCUUUCAAAUGAUUGGGUAGAAGGUAUUUCAAACCACAGUAUUAUGUCUAAAGGCAAUGAGAAACUCAAUCCAUGUGAUAUAGAUGAGAUCGAAGUAAGUUCAGAUAUAUCUGGAAAAGAAAUAAAGCAUUCUAACACACUUGGAACAAUGGAGAGUUUUGUCGCACAAACAUAUCGUGCAAAGUUUUUUGGAAACAUUUCUGUAUCUGAACCACGUGGUGACUUUAUUUGUGAGAGAUCGCUUGGACUUCUAAAAGCUCAGUUGUUAACAUCAAAGUUACACAAGAAAAGAAUUAGGAUCCGAGUGGACACCAGUGGAAUUAGUGUGCUUGGGUCACGGAAUUCUACAGUGCACCAUAUACAUAAUUUUGAAAAUAUAACAUUUAUUUGGACUGACCCUUGUGAUUUACAGUCAUGUGGAAUAAUAGUCAGACAAACAUUACUCGGUGAAAACACUUAUGAAUUUUAUGGUUAUAAACUAUAUCAGAAUACUCCAAAAUUAAUUGGUGCUUUAAAAAAAUAUACUCAGAUCUUCAUUUACCACCAUCCAGUGAAGAAGUACCCGAUUCUUCAGAAAAUACCAAGGAUACAGUACCUUCCGAAGCCAAAGAGGAAAAUGAUUCUGAUUUGA
Heterobilharzia americana is the source of this 651-nucleotide messenger RNA. NCBI's taxonomy places the organism in Eukaryota, Metazoa, Platyhelminthes, Trematoda, Strigeidida, Schistosomatidae. The record is from the annotation of a GenBank genome assembly.